AUGGAGGAAGAAGAAACUCAACAUCUUUAAUUAAGGGAUUCAGAUUGUGAAGAGGAUCUAAUUCCUUAAUUUAAAAUAAUGUCAUUAAGAGAUGGAAAACAUAGGAAGAUUUAAUUGCAAUCUAACAAUAGUAAUAAUAAAUCAGAUAUUAGACAAUAAUAACAAAAUCUUAUUGAAUAGAAUAUUGUUACUAACUAUUAUUAAUAAGUUAACAAUUUGCUUUAUGAUUUAAGAAAGGAAUAUAUGGAAAAAAUUGAAAAAGAUAAAAAUUAGAUAAUUGAAGAAUGA
Molecule: messenger RNA, 288 nt
Organism: Paramecium pentaurelia
Lineage: Eukaryota; Ciliophora; Oligohymenophorea; Peniculida; Parameciidae
Source: the annotation of a GenBank genome assembly